This is a messenger RNA of Prunus armeniaca (apricot), 720 nucleotides long. The record is from the annotation of a GenBank genome assembly. Lineage: Eukaryota; Viridiplantae; Streptophyta; Magnoliopsida; Rosales; Rosaceae.
AUGAACCUGACGGAUGUUAAAGUUCUAUUUAGCACAAUAACUGCAAGCUGCCUGCUAAUCAUACCCUUCAAAACUCACAGCCACACUAAGAUGGGUACUGAAGUGGUAUUGGUAGAUGAAGUUCCUUUUCCUCCUCAGAUCACAACCACCAAGCCAUUGUCUCUGCUGGGUCAUGGGAUCACUGACAUUGAGAUACACUUUCUUCAAAUCAAGUUCACAGCAAUUGGGGUUUACUUAGACCCUGAAGUUGUGUCACAUCUUCAACAAUGGAAGACAAAGAAAGCAAAUGAGCUUGCAGAAGAUGAUGACUUCUUUGGUGCUCUUAUUUCUGCUCCUGUUGAGAAAUUCCUAAGGGUUGUGGUGAUCAAGGAGAUCAAAGGGUCUCAAUAUGGGGUGCAGCUUGAGAGUGCUGUGAGGGAUAGAUUGGCAGCUGAUGACAAGUAUGAAGAAGAGGAGGAGGAAGCCUUGGAGAAAAUUGUUGAGUUCUUCCAAUCAAAGUACUUCAAGAAAGAUUCCACCAUCACAUAUCAUUUUCCAGCAACUUCUGCCACUGCUGAGAUUUCUUUUCACACUGAAGGGAAGGAAGAGUCAAAAAUCAAGGUGGAGAAUGCAAAUGUGGUUGAGAACAUCAAGAAGUGGUAUUUGGGUGGGACUAGAGGGGUGUCUCCUUCAACCAUAUCAUCCUUGGCUAACACACUCUCAGCUGAGUUGACUAAGUGA